AUGUUGGAAGCAAAACGAAGAUCAUGUUCUACAGCCAGUAUCGAGUUUGAAGUGAAACAUCGAGACUCAAUGCUACCAUCACAUUUGGGAGAAGAUGAGUACUACAGGUGCUGUUGUGGCAUGCAUGUUCAUGUGAGUGUCAUUUUUUAAUUUUUUUUAAAUUUUGUAUAUUAUAGUAGAUGACAUAAUGAUCAUUCGUUUAUGAAUCUGAUUUUACUUUUACUUAUGGUUACUUCUAUGUACUUCUUGACCGAAAAACGUUUUCUUGUCUUAUGGUUCAUAAUAUUUUUUACCUUUUUAUUUUAGAUGGGUACUUUUGUAAUAUCGCUUCUGUUUUGUCUCCAGUGGAUUUUGUUUUUAAUACCAUUUGUAAGCACGUCACGUUGGGAAUAUGUUACGAUGACAUUACCUGUAGUCACAGCUCUGCCACCAAUAUUUCUACUGAUUGGCAACAGGAAGAACUUCCCUGCCUUGUAUUGGCCACAUAUUAUCAUGCACGUAAGUGGCUUUAGAACACAAACUUGAAUAAUACUCUAUAGCUAAAUAUUAGGUUGUUCAAAUAAUUCUGAGCUCUCUUUAAAGUGAUUUCUUUAGAGUUAAAGGGCACACAAUUAUUUGAACAACUUAAUAGUACUUAAUAUCCGAAUAUUAGAUUGUUCAAAUAAUUUUGAGCCCCUUUCCAAAGCACAUUUUUUUCGGGUGAGAGAGCACAUAAUUAUUUGGACAACCAAAUAGAUUGCUUGUUUCGACUAAUAAUGCAUAUUUAUCCCUUCAGGGCUUGAUCUUCUCCAUGCUGCUCUUAUCAGCCAUCGCCGUGAUAUUCCUGAGUGUGUAUACGAUGAUGUGGGGACUGCCAAAACAAUUUCGUCGUGAUCGUCACGUCUACAAGUUCAUGAAGCAGCUUUCCGCGACGUUCAUGCUGGUUAUGGGUGGGAUCUUGUUAUUGUUCGCUUAUUUGUGUUACUAUCUUCUUCAUGUCGUCUACAGGGGAUAUCGUUUUCUGGUUGAAGCAUUAUAUUACGACUAG
Molecule: messenger RNA, 1027 nt
Organism: Bursaphelenchus okinawaensis
Lineage: Eukaryota; Metazoa; Nematoda; Chromadorea; Rhabditida; Aphelenchoididae
Source: the annotation of a GenBank genome assembly